CUUCCCACCUUUUUGCCCUCAAAAUCGUUGAGGGUUCUUCGGGCAAAUUAACCUCUGUCGAGGAAUGGAACGGUGAAAUCCUUAUUGACUGAAAUCUGCUCAUUUUGGAGCAAUGUAUCGUAAAAUCGUUAAGGGCUGGGCCGACGAAAAUGACACCAAUUGUAUUUUAAAAUGAGGAAUUGUUUCCCGGUAUACGGUAGUAUGGGGCUUUUGAAAGGGGACGGACGGACGGACACAUUAAUCUAUUGCAGGCUGGUACACUCAGUUUACAACUUCGUUCCAACCAGUAUUAUGAUGCAUUGUCUUUGAAACUGAUUGGUCUACACCACUGAGAUCCGCCUUCUCUACGGCCCAGUCUCACCACCAGCGUCAGACCCAGGUACCAGGGCAAUGCUACUACUAUCCAGGGCAUUUCGCAGCUUGGGAGCGAGCAGCUUCAACAUGGGAUGCCCGAAAAAAUAAUUAUAGCUUUGACCCUAGGAAUAGGUUUUAGCCUUUUAACUAGCCAGUUAAAAGGGUAAAACACAUUCCUAUAUCUUGUUACUGGCAAAGGAGGUCUCAUAAUGUAAAGGCUUUGACCCUGUCUGGCAGUAAUAAGACGGGAGAUCGUGUUAAGAUAUUCAAACACCAAAAAUAGAUUGAACCUUUUUCAGCCGAUGUCAAUUCACCAAUUCUCUCGCCGGCUGACAAAAUCUGCCGAUCCGCGGAAUCGGAAGUUGUUGGAUCGGAAUCGAACAGAUGGAAAUCGGGUGACGGGAAUCGAUUCCGCGCGGGCGGAACGAUUUUUCACCUAGCGGAUCGAUUCCCUCAUCUCCAAACCCCCAACCCCAUCAGACCGUCAAGACAGCGGCGUUCCGUGCUGCUGCCGUGCCGGGUAACCCGGGGGGAGUAACGUGGUGACCACGCCAUGCUGCCUCUGCCGCUGGAGUCGGCCGCCCGCCUGCUGUCGCUGCUCCUCUCCCUGCUGCUCCACCUGCUGCUACGGCCCGAGUCUCUGCUGCUCCUUGCGUCCGUGGCUGUGUUCUGGGCGGCCGCCAGGCACGGCCCGAGGCUGCGCUCCCUUCCAACCUCCCUCCGCCGCUCCCUCCGCCGCUUCGCCUCCCGCGGCCCCUCCACCCCCCCGGAGCCGUCCCCCCUCACCGGGGGGGGUCCCCCGUGCCCCCCCCCGGCGGGAGUGCCCUGGGGGGCCUGGACGUCGGCCCACCGCCCCCGCGUCACGUGGCAGUACCGCUCGCGCGGGGUGGCGGUGUUCGCCUUGCAAGGCCGGAGGGAGCACAUGGAAGACCGCUUCGCCGUGGCGCAUGGGGAAGCGGCCGCUCCGGCCGGGGCGGCCGGGGAGGCCGGGGAGGCCGCCCCUCGCUGCGGCCGCCGUCACCGCCACGCUCUCUACGGGGUGUUCGACGGGCACGGUGGGGAGGCGGCGGCGGAGUACGUGAAGCGGCGUUUGCCGGACUACUUGCGGCGGCGCCUGGCGGAGGGAGACGGUGCGGACGUGGAGACGGCGCUGCGUGACGCCGUGCGGCGCACCGAGAUGGAGCUCAUGGAGACGCUCGGGCCCGCCGGCAAUGAGGCCGGCACCACGUGCGUGCUGGCGGUGGAGUCGGCGGGGCGACUCUACGUGGCCAACGUGGGCGACUCGCGCGCGGUGCUGUGCGACGCCCGCGGCUGCGCCCUCGCCCUCUCCCACGACCACAAACCGCACCAGCUCAAGGAGCGGCAGCGCAUCAAGCGCGCCGGGCGUCCUGGCCAUGUCCCGCUCCCUCGGCGACUUCCCGCUCAAGCGCAUGGGCGUCGUGACGGCGGAGCCCGACGUCACGGCCGUGGACCUGUCCCUCGUGCGGCCCCGCUUCCUGCUGCUGGCCAGCGACGGCCUCUGGGACGCCUUCGGCAGCCAGGAGGCGGUCGCCUUCGUGUCCGAGCGCCUCGGCGAGCCGCACCUCGGCGCCAAGAGCGUGGCGCUGCAGGCCUUCUACCGCGGCUGCCCCGACAACAUCACCGUGGUGGUGGUGCGCUACCGCCCGCCGCGGGCCGGCGUCGCCGCGGCCGCCGCCGCCACCGCCGGUUCCGCCACCCCGCGGCAGGCGGCCAGGACCGCCUGCUGAUGGGGAGGGCGGCGGUGGAUGGAGGUGGUGGGGAGGGUGAAAGGGACGCGGGGGGUGCUGGUGGACGUGAACAGAGCGUGGGGGGGGGGGGGGGGUUCCGAUCCGGUGUCUCCGGAGGGGGGUGGACUCCCGGAAGCGUGGACGCGAUUCCACGGCGCGGGAAUGCUCGAUCCCGUAACCCUCGGCUCAAAUUCCGCGAUCCCGAGCCGCGAUCCCGAGCCGCGAUCCCCGAGGCACUCGAGUCGAAUCCUGCAUCCUUCCGUUAGGCUCCUGUGGUUUCGGAGAAGAAUCCUCCAACCCGGAUUGUGACCCCCCCUCACCGUAGCUCUGGGACCUGGUUUUAGAGGUGCGAGUUCAUUCCCCGAGCCGCCUAUAACCCCCGGGGAUCGCGUUGAAAUUCACCGUCCGCCGUGUUGAUCUCGUGAUCCGCGGAAAGGCCCUGUGACCCCCGGGUAGAAUCCUACAACUCCAGCAAGCGCCAUCCCCUUAUCGAUUCUCGCGGUGUGGAUUCGGUCACGUGGCUCUGGGUUGAAUCCGGUAGGAUUUCGUUGAAGCCGCUAUCUCGCGAGAUCGGUCCUACAGAUCGAGCGUCGCAGUGGGCUGGUCGAGACGGAGACUCGGCGCGAAACCCCCCCCCAUAAACACUGGGGUUGACCCCAGAGACCUGGGUUAGAUUCCCAGCGAGGGGUGGACAGGACCGCUACGAACAGUUUGUGGCCAUUUAUUCAUAAUAAUGUUAACUUAUUAAUAGCAGGUGACGAUGUUGACGAUGUUGACGACGUGUUUCUCACGACUCGGUCGGCGGACCCAGAAUAUAAUAUAAUAUAUACCCGGAACACCAGGUAUGAUUACAAUCUACCGCCCCCCGCCAAGUGUGUUAAGGCUACGCGGGGGAUCUGCGCGUGUCUGGUGUGCGAGCGCAACGUCUCUGUCGUAAGCUGCUGCGAGCACUAGAUGAUCGAAUAAAAAUAUUAAAACUGCGAACGCACGCAA
Messenger RNA from Petromyzon marinus (sea lamprey), 3095 nucleotides. It is a transcript of the gene PPM1L, whose product is annotated as protein phosphatase, Mg2+/Mn2+ dependent 1L. The record is from RefSeq and is a predicted model, not a curated record. NCBI's taxonomy places the organism in Eukaryota, Metazoa, Chordata, Hyperoartia, Petromyzontiformes, Petromyzontidae. Gene Ontology annotation, molecular function: protein serine/threonine phosphatase activity; cation binding. Gene Ontology annotation, biological process: protein dephosphorylation.